Seriola dumerili (greater amberjack) is the source of this 2323-nucleotide messenger RNA. It is a transcript of the gene kcnj6, whose product is annotated as potassium voltage-gated channel subfamily J member 6. The transcript is spliced from 3 exons. The record is from RefSeq and is a predicted model, not a curated record. Gene Ontology annotation, molecular function: G-protein activated inward rectifier potassium channel activity. Gene Ontology annotation, cellular component: plasma membrane. Bases 194 to 1444 code for a protein of 416 amino acids. Lineage: Eukaryota; Metazoa; Chordata; Actinopteri; Carangiformes; Carangidae. Gene Ontology annotation, biological process: potassium ion import across plasma membrane; regulation of monoatomic ion transmembrane transport.
GCUGACGGCCGAUGCCUUUUCUGUGGAGAGGAUGGAGGAGAGGGGUUAUUCUUCAGUCGGUUUUCGCAGAGCGACUUGAUAAUCACAAACUACAGCCUCAGCGGAGAAUUUUCAUGGGAACAAAACGUCUUAAAAUGAGCCGUGGAGUGACCGUUGAUCUGCUGCACAAGGCUUGAAUCCACCUAGAAACCCCAUGGAGCAGGAUGUGGAGAGCCCAGCCAUCAUCAGACAGCCCAAGUUGCCAAAGCAGGCCCGUGAGGACCUGCCUAAACAGCUGGCAGAAAUGGACAGGACUAAGAAGAUCCAGCGGUAUGUCCAGAAAGAUGGGAAGUGCAAUGUCCAUCACGGGAAUGUCCGAGAGACGUACCGGUAUCUGACAGACAUUUUCACCACGCUGGUGGACCUCAAAUGGAGGUUCAACCUCUUCAUCUUCGUGUUGGUGUACACAGUAACAUGGCUCUUCUUUGGCUUCAUGUGGUGGCUUAUUGCUUACCUCCGGGGUGAUCUGGACCAUAUAGCAGACAAUCAGUGGACUCCAUGUGUCAAUAACCUGAACGGGUUUGUAUCAGCGUUUCUGUUCUCCAUUGAGACGGAGACCACCAUUGGUUAUGGAUACAGAGUCAUCACGGACAAAUGCCCCGAGGGGAUAGUUCUGCUUUUAGUUCAGUCAGUGCUGGGAUCUAUCGUGAAUGCCUUCAUGGUGGGUUGCAUGUUUGUUAAGAUCUCGCAGCCCAAGAAGCGAGCUGAGACACUAGUGUUUUCCACCAAUGCGGUCAUCUCAAUGAGAGAUGGACGACUGUGCCUGAUGUUCAGAGUCGGAGACCUCCGAAACUCGCACAUAGUUGAGGCUUCGAUCAGGGCCAAGCUUAUCAAGUCUAAGCAGACCAAGGAAGGGGAGUUCAUCCCUUUGAACCAGACGGACAUAAAUGUGGGUUACAACACGGGAGACGACAGGCUCUUCCUAGUGUCCCCACUCAUCAUCUGCCAUGAGAUAAAUCAGAACAGCCCCUUCUGGGAGAUCUCACAAGCCCAUCUGGCCAAGGAGGAGCUGGAAAUUGUUGUGAUUCUGGAGGGGAUGGUGGAGGCCACAGGCAUGACGUGCCAGGCGAGGAGUUCAUAUGUCAGCAGUGAAAUCAAGUGGGGCUACCGCUUCACACCAGUCCUGACACUGGAGGAUGGCUUCUAUGAGGUGGACUACAACAGCUUCCACGACAUCUAUGAAACCAACACACCCGCCUGCAGUGCCAAAGAGCUGGCUGAUAUGACGAGCCGCACCCGCCUGCCCCUAACCUGGUCGCUGGCCAGUAAGCUGAGCCAGCAGGGGCUGCCAGAGUCUGAGCAGGAGGGUCAGGAGACCAAGACCACCCCGGACAACCAGGAGAAGAGCCAGCAGACUGAGAGGAAUGGGGACAUUGCCAACAUAGAGAGCGAGUCCAAAGUGUAGCGAGCGUGAUAGAGGAGGGAAAGACGACAGGUUCAAGGUCCAUAUGUAAUUAUUGGACUGGACUGUAUGCCUUGGGAUGACCACACAAGCUUGCGGAGCACAGGUGAGAAUCUGAGGUACUAAAGGAGGACCAAUGAGCACAGUAGACCAAGUAUCCCCGCACCAAUGACCGCUUUUUCUCAGUGAUUCACAGUUACCCCAAAAACAACAACAUAACAUCUAGACAUGUGGCCCACCGCUGAACUGAAAACCCUUUUGCGGCAAGUGCAUGUUUCAAAUAUAAUGUGAUGUCCUCCUGAUGAGAUUCCUAUUAUUUUUUCUAUUAAAAUAUUCCUAGGGGCAUUUGCAUAAGUAUUUUUGUAUAUACUAUAAAACGUUUUGAAUUCUUUGUUUUGUUGCGGUGUGAAUAUUUGACAGAUGUUUGAUACUAAUUCCUUUAGGUUAGGUCUGUAUAUAUUCUAUGCCUUACUGUAUGUAUAAAGCUUUCAUUAUUUGUUUUUCAGAAAUAUAUAAGCAUGUAUAAACAUUAUCUGCAGUUUAUUUAUCUUGUAUUGUGUAUAUACUGUAUGAUGAUAAUGUUAUAAGAAAAACAUACAUCUCAAUGGAUGCAAACUCUAGUUUAAACCAAUGACAAAUUCUUCCCCAAUGAUAGAUGUUUGUUUAAGGUAGUAUUACAUGUCUAUGAUGCUAUUCCUCAAGAAGCCAUGACUUGCUGUUUACAGCCGAGUGACUUCAGACAAUGGCCCUUUAAAACUGCAUUUAGUCACUUUUGCACAUUGGAGGCCUCUAGUGGAGAACGGUAGUCACUAUUUCAGUCUCCAGAAAUCCCUCACAUCACCUAACAGUAUCAAAAAUAAAUAAACAGUAAAUUGCAUAUUA